This is a messenger RNA of Caenorhabditis remanei, 2712 nucleotides long. RefSeq lists its product as uncharacterized. The transcript has 8 exons. The record is from RefSeq and is a predicted model, not a curated record. Lineage: Eukaryota; Metazoa; Nematoda; Chromadorea; Rhabditida; Rhabditidae. Bases 1 to 2712 code for a protein of 903 amino acids.
AUGCUCACUAAAAACGAACAGUGCGCAUUGGUGGAUGAUCUGCGUCCACCUGAUAGUGCAUACGCUAUGAGGAAAAAGGCAAGGCCAGAUGGUGAUCUGUGCAGUGAUCAAGUUGUUAUCAUGCAGUCUUCAAAUUUCAAUAAUACUCCACGCAACACGGGUGUCAGUUCCCGUAUUUCCAUUUCUGCUCCCACGAAUAAUCGACUAUCGGAAGAAGGCAGAAAUUUGCCGCUGGUUAUGAAUGCCGCUCCAGCCCAGCCCCCCUCAGCCAGAAUCAGAGGACCACCAGCUAAACAAAUGCAAUCGAAAAGUAAUGGAGCCAUCGAAGAUGUUAUUACUCUUUCAUCAGAUGACGAUGAUAUUUUAGUGACUCACGACCAGAGUUCGCGUUUUUCUAAUUCUGCUUCUACGAACAAACGGCGAUUGGGAGAAAUCAAGAAUUUGCCGCGCGUUGCUCAGAGGUACAUGAAUCAGCAUUCCCGCUCACCCAGACUCGAAGGUCCAACAGCUAAUAGGAUGCAAUCAAAAAGAAAUAGAAGGAACGAAGUUGUUAUUACGCUAUUAUCUGAUGAAGACGAUAUUUUGGAUGACUUUGGAAUGGAAAUUGAGGAAGUGCUAGCAGAGGAACCGGAUAUGGAAAUCAUUGAAAUUUCUGAUGAUGAUGAGCCUCCAACUAUCCAACCACCGAAGAAAAUGAAUCAGCCGGCUGAGUCAACGGAAAAAAAUCUUCGAAAACAAUGUCCAAACGUCUUGGCGGUAAAGACUGAAUCGAAACAAAAAGAAAAUAUUGCUUCCGAGCCAAAAGACUUGAGCACUAGAAUGAACGAUGUUCCAAAAAUCAUGCAGAACGGAGGACAGUCUAGCAAAAUUGAUAGUUCGCGAGCAGUUACAAUAAAGCAGGAGCAAGAAUCAGUCAUGGAAGAAGUGCUGCUUUCCGAUUCCGUUUCAAAUAAUCCGACGUCUUCUUCAUCCACCACCGCCGGAAACCCUGUUGAGAUUGAAAAUUUGUCGCUUGCUGAAACCUGCGCCCAUAAUUUGGAAAAAGUCGGAUUAGAAUCAAGUGAGAAAUUGAGCAAGAAAGAUUCGGAGAUCAACAUGUCAACCAUCAAAUCAGAAAAAGUGUCAAAACACCAGAUGGAGCCGUUUGAAGUAAUGAAUGAAUCGAUAUCUGAUAAUACACCUACAAAAAGUGACAAGUUGAUCAAAAAGAACGUAACUUUCAAAAUAGAAGAAGACACUGAGAAAGAAGAGUCGAGCCCUUAUACCUCAUCGGCUGAACCCGUUCCGCACUCUUCUUCUGAACUGGAAGAAGUCAAAAAGCUGAAUUCGUUGACCAAAGUUGAACAUGACAUCCAGCAGGACAAUACGGAAACUGAAGGGCAAGAAGGUCCACCGACAGUUCAAAAUACCGUGCAGACUUCCGAUACGACAGAGACUGGACUGAAAAUCAACUCGGAAGAAAUGAAAACUGAAACGAACGUGAGAGUGGAAAAGAAGAUAAAUUCUGGAAUCGAAAAAGCCAAAACUCCAGCACUUGUGCAAAAGGAGUCGGAGCCUUCUUCAUCGAGUAGUGUCUACACCAUUGUCCAUACACUCGAACCGUACUUAUCAGCAAAAAUUGAGAUUGGAACAGACUACCAAGUCAUUGUGCCAGAGACACUGACCACUGAACCAAUCCAAGAUUAUAUUGGCCGAGAAGAUCGGGAAGAGUUGCUUUGGACACCUCGGGAAGAAGUGAUUGAAGCCGAGGAGGAGAUGUUCUACAAAAGAACACAUACCGUUUACUGGUUUGCCAUCUGGAGACAGUUUAAAGGACACAUCCCAUAUGAAAUCGCUCUUCAAAACCUUAUGAAGAACGGAUAUCAAAUGGCGCUCAGCUUGGACACUGUCGACCAAUAUCUCGAAAGACUGCCGGAAAAACUAAAAGAAUUGUGCAUGGCUCAAGCAAAGGUUUUGGCGACAAUUGCAUUGAACGAAAGAACGACAAUGGAAGAAAUAAAGUUGCAAGCGAUGAAAAACUAUGAUCUCGUCGAUGUUCGGAAAUAUUACUUUCAUUUCAUUAAAUACGCUCUUCUCAACGGCGGACACAAGGUUCCAUGUGUGUGCGAACAAGAUCUUUGCCGGCCAAUCGAUUUUGCAUCGAGAGUGACGUGCACCAACUGCACAAAAAAUCUUCGGAAUUCAAACGGAAGGAAAUCACUUUGUCUUAUUUGCAAAACAUACGAACAAAUAACAGGAGAGGCACGACCUGCCAACCGAGUAAUCUUUACGAAUGAUGAGACGAAAUUUCUUAAUGCGUGGAGAGAGCGUGAAGAAGCACUCGGAAAAGUACAAUCUAAAGAGCAAAUCGAGAACAUGCUGAGAAAAGCAGAAACAUCUCGAUGGAAACAAUUGGAUUUGACAGAUGAAGAGAAACAGAUGCUGGGAGAGAAGCACUAUAACAUCAUCGGAUUGAAUGACGCUCAAAUUGCCAGAAAGAAAUCAGUCAUAUGCAACCAACUGAAACCGUUCGUUCUCCCGUUGUUUGUGGAUUGUAAAUGCCUUAAGCACCAAGGCGUUGUUAUCAAGGAGAGACCGAAUUGGAAUAAAAAACAAAAUCUAGUAAACCCAGAAAUCCCCGGUGCUGAAUUCGUCUUCGAUAGCAUGGACGACCCGUGGUUUGACAGCAGCAAACCAAUGCCUUCCAGAAGAUCUCUCAGAUUGUAUAAUUAG